AUGCAAGAUGGUUGCAGAAUGUUGGAGAAGGAAAGAAUUUUACCCCUGACGGUAAUGACAUUGAAAUUCCUAUCGAUAUGUAUACCUAAUGUUAUGGGCAGUAUGGCAUUACUCACAGUACGUAAUUGUGACGCGAUAGAACUAAAUGAAAUGGUGUUGAAAAUGACGCCAGGGGAAUGUGUAGAACUCUAUGGUGUGGAUACCCCAGCGUGUGAAGACGAAGAUCUUGUGGGUAUGCCCUGUGACGACGAAGAAUUCAUCCAUCACUUGACUCCACCUGGUAGGCCUCAGUAUAAGCUGAAACUAAAAUGUGGUUCUAUGAUAAUGUUACUUCGAAAUGUCGAUGUGGAAGAACGUAUGUGCAACGGAACUCGCCUUGAAGUCCUGGCAUUCGUUUGCGAUAAUCGAAUGCUUCGUUGCAGAAACCUGUUAACUGGAAGAAUAACUCACAUCACUAGGAUGCCAUUGGACUAUGCAGAUGAAAACACAGGAAUAGCAUUUCGACGUUUCCAGUUUCCUGUGAGAUUGUCAUAUUGUACGACAAUAAACAAGAGUCAAGGCCGAACGUUUGACAUCAUAAUGGCAUCAUAAUG
Messenger RNA from Cylicostephanus goldi, 593 nucleotides. The record is from the annotation of a GenBank genome assembly. Lineage: Eukaryota; Metazoa; Nematoda; Chromadorea; Rhabditida; Strongylidae.